Molecule: messenger RNA, 5442 nt
Organism: Coregonus clupeaformis (lake whitefish)
Lineage: Eukaryota; Metazoa; Chordata; Actinopteri; Salmoniformes; Salmonidae
Product: phosphatase and actin regulator 1
Exons: 13
Coding region: 395-2281 (628 amino acids)
Biological process (GO): cell motility; stress fiber assembly
Molecular function (GO): actin binding
Source: RefSeq, a predicted model, not a curated record
UGCAGACGAGGAUGGUGACAGAGGGAGAGGCAGAGGCACUGCAAUUCACUCACUCGAUAUGUCUUCUAGCGGCACUGGUCCAUCAUCAUAGUAUAGUAGCAUCCGUGGUUUUGACUUCGACCCUUGGCAUUGCGGAGGCAGCCGGGUGUGAGUGAGCUAGAUCGGAAUCUCAGGUGCAGGUGUGGAAAUUACAAUCUUCUAUCUGACGUCGUUGAUAGAACAGAAGGGGAUUCAACAAACGCGCGGAGCGAAACCCUCGUGAUUGGUUUAAGUGUUGAGGUCAGGUAGGAGUCGAGGCGCAGUUUGUUUAAAAACCCCUCCCCAUAUGCCGUACAUUUAGACGCGAAUCAGUUUUCGUGUCUCCGUGUUCAAGACGGAUCCCGCGCCCACCAACAUGCAUGGGAGUUGGUUCAACAACACGGGCUUCAGGGAAAACAAUACGCCUGUGGCGGUUGAGAAACCGAAGAAGAAGGCAUUUUACCUGGUCAAAAUGAUGUCUCUCAAGAACAAUAAAAAAGAGCAACAAACCAACCAUCAGCAUCACCAGAAUAACAAUAUGCCCUUCAUGAUCCACUGUCACAUCGGGAAAGAGAUCAAGCACAUUUGCAGCAACUGCAGCCGCGGGAACGAUACCCAGGACGCGGAGGAGGUUGAGAGGCUGGCCGCAAUGCGUUCUGAGUCCCUGGUCCCUGGCACACACACCCCGCCCAUCCGCCGCCGCAGCAAGUUUGCCACUCUGGGCCGUCUCCUCAAGCCCUGGAAGUGGAGGAAGAAGAAGAGUGAGAAGUUCAAGCAGACCUCUGCAGCGUUGGAGAGGAAGAUGUCGGUAAGGCAAAGCAGAGAGGAGCUGAUCAAGAGAGGCGUGCUGAAGGAGAUAUUUGAAAAAGAUGUUCCAAAGGCGUGCAUCAGUGGCUUGUAUGCGUGGAGGACUGGAGAUGCUAAAGCAACCGUGGAGUUCCGAUCCUCGAUGGAGGGCGGAGUCUGUACUCAGGAGCUCUCUAGUAUGAAGUCGUCUAUGGUCCUUCCUUCAAAGAAAUCUGUUGGUUUCCUCUGCAACGUUCAGGACAACACCGCCAAGACCCCUAUGUACCACAAACAGCCCCCUGCGCUCCCCCCCAAACCUUUCAACAGGAUUCCCAACUACAGCACAGACUCUUGCCAGCAGAUGAAGCUGCCCUGUAUGCCAGGCCAGGGAGGGAAGCUCUCUCCUCUUCUACCUCCCAAGAAGGUUAUGAUCUGUGUGUCUCAAGGGGGAAUGGACAACUCUUCCUGCUCCUCACCCUCUCCCCUCAGGACCUUCUCCCAGCAGAAGUGCCCCCCUCCACAGGGCCAUCCCCCCCACCAUGGCCCUCUGUUGCCCACGCAGUUCACAGCCCUGGCCAACCUCCACCAGGGCCUCAUGGGGGGCGGGAACCACCAUAACCACGGACACACCCACAACCAUAACCAUAACUAUAACCAUGGCCACAGCCACCCGCUCCAGCUGCAGUACGGAUCCAUGCAAGGCCACGCCCCCAGCCGCAUCAUCGAGGAGCUCAACAAGACGCUGGCCUUCAACCUGCAGAGGCUGGAGAACAAUGCAAUGCAUUCUGGUCAGUGUAGUCUGCUGGACAGAAGCCAGGUGCCCUCUUUGGUCAUCGACGAGGACGACAAGGAGAACAUGCCCAACGAGUCCGACUACGAGGACCUCCCCAGUAUGUACAAAGACGAGGAUGAGGAUGAUGAUGAAUAUGAUGACGAGGAUGAUGACUCGCUCUUUACAAGUACCCUGGCUCUGAAGGUGCUGAGGAAGGACUCUCUGGCCAUCAAGCUGUGUAACCGUCCAUCUAAGAGUGAGCUGGAGGAGAAGAACAUACUGCCAAUGCAGACUGACGAAGAGAGGCUGGAGUCCAGGCAGCAGAUAGGCACCAAGCUCACACGGCGGUUGAGUCAGAGGCCCAGUGCUGAGGAGCUGGAACAGCGGAAUAUCCUGAAACGUGAGUAUUCGCGCAACGAGCAGGAGGAGUUGGAGGAGAAGAGGGAGAUUAAACGGCGACUGACACGAAAGCUGAGUCAGAGGCCCACGGUGGAGGAGCUGAGACAGGCGAAGAUCCUGAUCCGCUUCAGUGACUACGUAGAGGUGUCUGAUGCCCCGGAACACGACCGACGGGCAGACAAACCCUGGACCCGCCUCACAGCAGCUGACAAGGCAGCCAUACGGAAGGAACUGAACGAUUUCAAGAGCAACGAGAUGGAAGUGCAUGAGUCAAGUCGCCAUUUAACCAGGUUUCACAGACCAUAGAUCAUCACUGUCUAUUGCAACGCUAGACAGACUGGCUGUUUUCCUUCACUGAGAACCAUAAGUGCUGGACAGUAAAUGGUGCCCAUUUCUACAAUAAGGCCAUGUCUUCUGAUCUGAAAUGCCUUUCAAUACCCUGCAACUGAGUUGGUCGGUAGCUUCCCCUCCAGAGACAAACAGUAGAUGGACACCUGCUUUAGUAGCACAUAAUCUAACCCCCCAAUUCCCACCCCAGUCUUCUUAACAUCUUUUAUUUCUGUGUAACUGACUAGCUCGUCCCACACUCUAGUGCUGAACGCUCAGGAAGGCGCUCCAUGCUUUGGGGAUGAUGGUAGUGGGAUGGGGCUGGUUGGGAUUGGACACCUGCCAUCUCUACAUCAUUGACUGGCUAUCAUAGUACCUGUGCCCCUCCCUCACUGUGUCAUUCUUGGCUGUGAUUGGUCUGUUGAUCUUGGUGAGAGGAGCCUCCACUUCACUCUCUUCAUCAAAAAGGACAAUUUCAACCCCUCUACCCAUGGACCUUGGGAGAGAUGGACUUCAACCACUUGGAGAAUACUUGGAUAAUAUUAUCCUGGGUCUGUUAAGAUGAAUCUAGUGCUGUUUGUAGAAUCACCUGCAUUGUUUGAAUGGUGAAAUAGAAAAAUAAGUAGGGGAAGCCAUACAACACUCCAGAAUUAUGUGCAUUAUUUUUCCUCUGCUCUCCUUGGGUCAUAGCGCCCUCUGGGGCUCACGCUGUGUCAUUAUCAUGUAAUCCCACCUCUACUUCUCCCCACCAUGGGCAGUUCAGUUCCCGCUGUUACCGACAAUGUUGAUAUCUAUUGCUAACUGUGAAUUUGAGAGUGCAGACCUUUUUUUUUUUGUUUACACUCUCCAAAUAAACAUUGUUUAUACAGAGAUAUGAAAGUAACAUUUCAAUAGAGAAUCACAUUUCAAUAUUGUCAAUUUCAUGUCGGGAUCAUAAAAGGGUAAAUUAAAUGAAAAAUGCAGCUGGCAGAUAAUGCACUGACUGUGUAUAUGUGUUAAGGUUGAACAGCUUUUUAUAUAAUUUUAGUUUAGUUUUUAAAAGUGCCACUUUGAUUUUAAACUGAGUUAUGUGGCUUUAGGGGAUGUCACAGGCCUCUGAUGUUUGAAUAUAGACUUCCUCUGAGAAGAGAUAUUCUGCUUCCCAAAUGGCACCCUAUUUCCUAUAUAGUACACUACUUUUGACCAGAGCCAUAUUGGCCCUGGUCAAAAGUAGUGCACUAAAUGGGGAAUAGGGUGCCAUUUAGAAUGGGAAACCCAUGGCUUGCCAUCCAGGAAUUCUUGUUGAGAAUCAAGCUUGUCUCAUGUUUUGCAUUCUUAUGUUUAAUGAACUCUGCUGAGUUAACUCUGUCCUGCACUUACUUGGUUCAGUAAUUUUUUGUUGGUAUUUGUCUCUUUUUCUUCUUGUCUAUUUAAGAACAAGCAAUAUUCUUUCUGCCUCUUGGCAAACUUUUUUUUUUUUUUUUUUAACUGUGGAUGUUUUAAAUCCCAGAGUAUUCUUUUUUUACUUUGCUUAUAAAUGGUCCUCUACUUCAUUUUUGUUGCGAUUUUAGGAAAGGCCCCAAUGGGCAUAUCGGGAUUGGAUUCUUAUUGGCCACUGUCCGAGUUGUUUUUAAAUGGUGUGCCAUACGCUUUACUCUUAAAGUUGCAAUAUGAAUAUGUUUGCUUGUCAUAAGAUGUAGAUGUUAGUUAUGGUGAAGGGCCAGAUUGGCCACCUACUGUCAUGUACCUGCAUAGGAAAAUGUACCAACAAAAACACAUGCUCUGUCAUUUUGAACGUCUUUGUAGUUCUGUGAGAAGAUGCCCCAGUGAAAUGUAUGAAAACAUUCUGGAACAUAGAAGGUAUUGCACAUUUGGUUAUCAGCGAAUGGGUCAUUAAUUAUAUUAUAUAAAAAUGUUAGUUUGGAGCAUUUAUGUUCCACAUAUUGCUUAAUUUAUUACACUGGUUAUUCUCAUUCACAAUAUUGUCCCAGUGUGUUUAUCCUAAUUUCAUUGGGGUACCUUAAGGAAGUAAACCCUUCAAAAAAUGAUAGGGUCAUGUUUUCUGCUCGAACCAGCUUCCUUUUUGAUUCCAGCAUCAUGCCACCCACAUGUUUUCCCCCAACACGUUUUGGGCAUUUUGUAGAAUCAUAAAGCUUUGAUCAAUACCUUGAGGAGGCCCUUCUCCAUUUGUCUAUUGACAAAUCGCUUGACAAAUCAGAGCAUAGCAUGAAAAUGGUGUCAUGUUGGAAUUGAGGAAAAUGAAUUCCGCAAUAAACAUUUCUGUUACAUGUACAUGGAGAGAAUUAAUUAAUUUGAAAGUGAGCUUUUCUUUCUCCAAUUUGGAAAUAUAGAUUCCUUUCCAUUUACCAUAUGAAUUACCACCAUGUCUCUAUUAAACAUCCAUUAUGUAUGUUGCAGUCUUUGUACUAUCAUUUAUUAGACAUAUGUUUUCUCAAACCAUGGCAAUAUUACCAUCAGAGGCUAUUGGGUCUCUAUGGCCGCCCAGGAAUUGUAGCUAAUGUGAUUUGAGUAAAAUACUGAUGCUGCCUUACUACUUUGGCUUUCAUUCCUUCCCUUUAAUCUCAAAGCAUAUUUUGUGUGUGUCAGUGUCUCAUUUAUGCUUUUGGAUCUUUAUGUUGAUUACAACCUCUUCAGUCGCUCAUUGAAGAAGUUCUCCCACGGAGAUCAUAUAAAUCACUAUGUAAUUCUAUGGGUUAUCCCCUCGGUUUAUGGGUUCAGUGACGCUCCUGAUCCCGACUAGUCUGGAUGUGCCACUUGUUGUUUUUGGGUUUCAUAUUAGAUUGAAGGGUUUGAAAUGAGUUAUUCAAACUGUUUUCAUCUAACUAAAAAGUCAAUUCUGACAUUGUAUAACAAUCAUGUGGUUAUAAUAUGACAAUGCUGUCUUUUUAAUACUUACAUGACAUGUAAGUGUUCACACUAACUUUGUUUUAAACAUCUCAGAAAUAAGUAUUGAGUAUACUUAAAGGUCCCUUGUUACACCAGUAGAGUAAUGUAUAAUAAAACAUAUGUACAGAACUACAGGAGUCUCCAAUAGCCUACCCUCUGUCAUGCUUUACUUUGCACAUGUCGACAAUGCAUGUAACAGGUAGACUGAUUUGUCUGUCCAAUAAAUCUUAUUAAAAGGAUUUUUCCAGCAAUCA